AUGGAAAAAACGCAGACGAACACCAACGAGGAUGUAGGGAAAUGGAGGAAAUGGGGCAUGUCAAUAAUCAUCAACAUGAUUCACAACGCCAAAAAUUUAUUCCCCCAAAAUAAUCUGCGGUAUACCUACAUAAACACAUUUAUGUUGUGUCUGUUCUUUACCUUUAUACAUAAAUACCUCGACCAGACUCUGCCCUCCUUGUACAAGUCCAUUGAAAAUGACUUCAACAUUGAUGUGAAAACUUUGUACUAUGUGAACAGCAUGUACAAGUUGGCCUACUCUGCCUUCAAUUUUUUUUUUGCGCUUUUUUUUGAUUAUUCUUUUAAGAAGAUAUUUUUCGUGAAGUAUGAGAAGGUGUGUGCGACGGAGGACGGCGCCAGCACGAUUGGCAACGGCAAUGGGAAGAGAAGCGACAGCACCAACAAGGACAGGGUUGGAGGGGUGGAUAGCGGUGUGAGUGACACCCAUUACGAAAUACAAUUCAAGGGUGAGGGCGCAAACAAGGCGACGCACCUAAACAGCAGCGUGAAGAUUGUGGAAGAGGAAAAAACACCUAAUGGGGGAAAAAAGAAACAUAAUAGCACGUACUUCAGCGACGAAGUUAUAUGGGGUGAAUACAGAUACACACUCAACAUCCUCGUUGUCUCCUCCAUCGUCUACGUCGUAGUCAUCUUGGGCAUCAUGCUGUCAAAUAAUCUUCUAUACUUUUUUUUUUUUAUGUUUAUUAUGGGCAUCAACAACUCAUGCAUAUACAUUUUGAUUCAGAAAAUUUACACCAAUAACGUUUUUAGUGAAAACCGAAGUACCAUUUUUGGCUUCCUUCAUUUUUUCUCCUCCCUUUCGCACAUGCUCUCCAUUUCGAUAAACACCAACCUGAGCAAUAAGUUCUACUUGGGAUUUAAUGGGUGGCGAAUAUGCUACUUCGUAAUAUCAUUCUUUCCGAUCUGCGUGUGUAUAUACCUGAUAGGAUUAAUCAAGCAGAAAAAAUUCCACCGCAGCAGAAGCAAAAAUUACAGCUUCAGUUACUUGGUCUCCUUCGACAAUAUGACGGAUGUCUGUCAGGAGAGCGAGAAGGAGGGUAAUUACUGCAAAAGGGAAAACGACAAAUUGGAGGGUCUCCACGGUGCAAGUAAGGAGAGGCGAGAGGAGAAGAAAAAGAAGAAGAGGGAGGAGAAGCAGCAGCAGGGGGAAGAAAUUUUACUUUUUAACGCAGAGGAGGAUAAAGACUCUAUGAAGGGCAAUUGUAGGGAAUCCAGUGAAGAGGUGGAGGAGGUGCAGAAUCAGGAGCAGAUGCUUCAUUCGGAGGAGGGAGAUCAACAGCUACCCUUUCGAAUGAGCAAAAGUUACGACAACACGUAUGUGCUACAUAGGGAACGGCUGGCCAAUAUAUCCAAAACGAGCGACGGCACAGCCUCCUUACAUAAUUCAACAAAGUUGGGUGUAAGACACAGCGCAAGCACGAGUGAUGAUUUUAACACCAUUAGUUUAAUAUCGACCAACGACAGGAUAAAGAGUAAUCUUAUUAAGCGAUCCUUUUGCCACAUGGCUACGAAAAAAGCCAGUCCCCAGAAGGGUGCCGCGCUAAAUGUAGACGCGAAUAGGAGUAGCAGCGGGGAAAGUGCAGUUAGCAGGGAGGGGGACUACACCACCCCAGGAAACGGAAACUAUUCCAAACAGGGAAAGAAACAUGUGAAAGAUUCGAAGAAGAAGAAGAAAAAAAAAAACUCGCUGGAAGAUGAUACGAAUGAAACCACAUGGAAGGGAACAACAACCUCCUCCUCCAUUUUUGCAAAGCCAAAUGAAGAAAGAGAAAAGUAUGAACACAGAGACGAAUUGAACAAUCUACUAGAAGAAGAUGAAAAGGAGAAAGAUAAAAAGUUGAAGUAUGAAUUUUCAUACCUAUACGAAAUUAAAUAUGUUUUUAAAAAUUACAGCUUCUGGCUGAUGAUCACAAUGGGAAUGUUAAAUGGAAUCCCAAAACAUGUGCUAAGUUUAAUGAUUUAUUUUUUUCAGUACUGUAAUAUAUCGGAUUUCCGAAGUGGCCUGAUUAUCUCCCUAAGUUGGCUGUGUGCCAGCUUAAUUUCUCCCUUCAUUGGGAUUAUCAGUGACUAUAUUUAUAAAUUGAACAAAGACAUAAAUCGCCAACGGAUAGGAAUGUGUACACAUUGCUUAAGGAUCAUCUUAAUGUUCACGAUGUUUUUUUUUGUGCCGAAGGAAGCAGAUUCUUUUAUCUACUUUGUUAUCAUUUCUCUCUUUAUGGGUAUUUUAAGUGGGUGGAUAAAUAUAGGCACACAUAAGCCCAUCAUAAUUGACAUUGUCAAACAGAGACACACUGCUUUCGUCAUGGCGUUGAUGAGUGCUUUUGAGAACAUCGGCUCUUCCAUCAUCGGCACUUUCUUUCUCUCCUUCCUUCUCAACCAAUAUAACUACAUCGACAAGAGGAAGCUCAACAGCUUCCACGCGAAUGUCAACAAUGUGGAUGCCCAUGUCAACAGCGUGCACGUCAAUGUCAACAAACACAACGUCCACGUUUUGUCCGACGUGUUGUUAAUCCUGACGUGCUUCCCCUGGUUAAUAUCCUUUUGCCUCCUCUACGUGCUGAAGUUUACCUACAAGAAGGAUAAGCUGUACAACAAUUUGUUUUAG
Plasmodium inui San Antonio 1 is the source of this 2646-nucleotide messenger RNA. RefSeq lists its product as hypothetical. Lineage: Eukaryota; Apicomplexa; Aconoidasida; Haemosporida; Plasmodiidae. Gene Ontology annotation, molecular function: transmembrane transporter activity. The record is from RefSeq and is a predicted model, not a curated record. The coding region runs from base 1 to 2646 and encodes 881 amino acids. Gene Ontology annotation, biological process: transmembrane transport. The transcript has a single exon. Gene Ontology annotation, cellular component: membrane.